Molecule: messenger RNA, 693 nt
Organism: Rubroshorea leprosula
Lineage: Eukaryota; Viridiplantae; Streptophyta; Magnoliopsida; Malvales; Dipterocarpaceae
Source: the annotation of a GenBank genome assembly
GCGAGAUCAAAAUUCUAAUUUCUCAACAGCAAAGCGGAUAAAGCGAUUAAUAAAGGAGAGUAUUACUCCGACUUGUUUUCCUUUCGGAACGGGAAAAAUUUUCCUGCAACAAAUAGUUUAGCUUCUUUUUCUCUUAAAAUACCGGAGAAAAGGCGUGUAAGGCAUCUCCUUUCCUGUUCCCAUCAACUCACGCGCUUUCAAUUCUGCAUAAAUUCCUAGCGGAAGGUUUGGCUCUUUGUUCACUGUGUUCCUUCCCUCUGCAGAUAUGAGUGACCCUAAGUCUGCUUAUCCUUACCCUGCUCAACCUUACCCUGCUCAACCUUAUCCUGCUCAAGGGUAUUAUCAAGGACCCCCGGUAAUGGCACCUCCACAGUACGCAGCCCCACCACCCCGGCGAGAGCCGGGUUUCCUUGAAGGAUGUCUCGCGGCUUUGUGUUGCUGUUUCCUCAUUGACGAGUGUUGCUGUGACCCUUCAAUCGUCUUUGCCUGCUAGCUAUUAGUAUAUCGUGUAUUUCCACUGCAAUGAUCCCAUUUCUGUUUCAAAUGUGUGAUAAUGUUUCAUGUGUGAAUUCAUGUUUAAAGAAAAAGCUUGAAGACUAUUCUUGUAGGAUCGCAUUGAUUUAAUAUCGAACUCUUCCUUCAAUCUCUGGUAUUUCUUUUCCCUUCCAGUUCCCUACCCCAUGAUGGAAACAA